This is a messenger RNA of Terrapene triunguis (Three-toed box turtle), 782 nucleotides long. RefSeq names its product maturin, neural progenitor differentiation regulator homolog (gene MTURN). Lineage: Eukaryota; Metazoa; Chordata; Testudines; Emydidae. The transcript is spliced from 3 exons. The coding region runs from base 258 to 653 and encodes 131 amino acids. The record is from RefSeq and is a predicted model, not a curated record. Gene Ontology annotation, cellular component: cytoplasm. Gene Ontology annotation, biological process: regulation of signaling; positive regulation of megakaryocyte differentiation.
ACAGGGAGCAGCAGCAGCAGCACCGGGAGGAAGAGGAGGAGGAGGGCGCCUUGUACGCACGGCAUGUAAACAAUACAUGUAAGUUAGCAAAUAAUGCUGAGUGGGAGCCGCAGCCCGAGGUGCUGAAGUGGAUCGGGAGCUCCCCAGCCUGGACUUCUCCCCACACCCGUUUUCCAGCGGGAGGGAGGGACGGAGCCAGGCCCCGAGGGCGCGUGGGGAGCGCGGCGGCGGCGGCUGCAGGGAGCGAGCGAGCGAGCAUGGCUUUCCAGCAGCUGGCGGACGUGGCGGAGAAGUGGUGCUCCAACACCCCCUUCGAGCUCAUCGCCACCGAGGAGACGGAGCGGAGGAUGGAUUUCUACGCCGACCCCGGCGUCUCCUUCUACGUGCUGUGUCCGGACAGCGGCUGCGGGGACAAUUUCCAUGUGUGGAGUGAAAGUGAGGACUGCUUACCUUUCCUGCAGUUGGCACAGGACUACAUCUCUUCCUGUGGUAAAAAGACACUCCAUGAAAUACUGGAAAAAGUCUUCAAAUCUUUCAGGCCUUUACUGGGGCUUCCAGAUGUCGAUGAUGAUGCAUUUGAAGAAUAUAACGCAGACGUGGAAGAGGAGGAACCAGAAGCCGAUCACCAACAAAUGGGUGUCAGCCAGCAGUAAUUAUCUGAGGAAUUAAAAGAUCUUAAUCCCUUGGUACCAGGUGGGGUCAUGUGCUCCUGCAUUAGCAUUUUUGAAUUAGCGCAUCACAUGGGAAAUAUGGCUCCCAGAAUCAAAGUUUAAAAAAAAAAA